AUGCGAGAUGCAAGGACAUCCCUUCUCGUUCCUGGCCUCCCAUGCCCCAAUAGCUGUCAUCCAAGCUCAACAGAGCCUGGCUUCCAACCAGUUGGCAUGGAUCGACCCCUGGUCCAAACUGUGCAUGCCCGGCAUCAAUGUUGUUUCCGCAUACCGUGAGAUAGCAUGACUGGGGUGCAUUGCAGGCCAAUCAAGGUCUCAUUCCUCCUCGCUUUCCCUGCAGAUCCUCAUGCGUGCGCCUCGGGCGGCUAGCCUAUUCGGUGGUUCAAACGCACGUAUGUAUGGCUGGGAUUUGUUUCUACAGCCAUACUCGGUUUCCCUCGUCUAAGUUUCUCCUCUUCGAUGCGCCACAAAGUGCCCCGAUCUCACUUCUUCCAUAUUGCUUCAACUUACUUGGCACACCUAACCACCUUGCUAUGACCAGGCUCGUGCAAUGUUGUCCCACUUCACAGCUCGUGCGGCAUGCAAGUGACUGCAAGAACGCUCGUAAGCUCACAGAGCAUAUGCAAUGGUAUGUGCUCCUCUGCAAGGGACCCCUGACAGAAGAUCGUUCCCUUCAGCCACCCCAGCUACAAAGUGAAAGUGGCAACGGAAAUUUCCUCCCCCAGGACUCAGCGCCAGCAAGGGGUGUUCAAUGAAUCCCUGUUAAUCUCCGAAUUCCAAUUUUGUUUCUAGGCGUCUUGCCUCUUCUGUAAUU
Messenger RNA from Aspergillus welwitschiae, 697 nucleotides. RefSeq lists its product as uncharacterized. The transcript has a single exon. The record is from RefSeq and is a predicted model, not a curated record. NCBI's taxonomy places the organism in Eukaryota, Fungi, Ascomycota, Eurotiomycetes, Eurotiales, Aspergillaceae. The coding region runs from base 282 to 638 and encodes 118 amino acids.